CUUCGUAAGGUAUUCACCGGUUCACAAUAUGGAGAAUAAGCGCGGAAUCGACGAAACUGAAGGAAAAGAAACUCCUUCUGAUGUCAAGAAGCAGAGGGCAAAUAUCACACACAGUGAAGGCAUUCUCCUUGGCUACGGCAACCCCCUCCUGGAUAUCUCUGUCAAUGCCACAGAGGAAUUCCUGAAGAAAUAUGGCCUGGAUGCCAACAAUGCCAUCCUGGCCGAGGACAAACACAAGCCCAUAUAUGAUGACAUGUUGGCCACAUUCAAGGAUCAGGUAGACUUUGUCCCAGGUGGCGCCACUCUCAACGCCCUCCGUGUAGCUCAGUGGCUGAUUGGCAAACCUAACUCGGUCACAUUUUUCGGGUGCGUCAGUAAAGACAAGUAUGGUGAUAUCCUGCAGCAGAAGGCCCAGGAGGCAGGGGUCAAUGUACGCUUCCAGUACACGGACAAGGAGCCCACAGGGACAUGUGCUGUUGUCUGUACCGGCAAGGACAGAUCUCUGGUUGCUAAUCUAGCUGCAGCUAACUGCUUCACGGAAGAACAUCUGGAUAAAGUAGAAAAUAUGUCGUUUGUGGAGAAAGCCAAGUACUACUACUGCGCUGGCUUCCCCUUGACGGUGUGUCCCAAGGCAAUGUUAAAGAUUGCCCGACAUUCCUUGGAGAAGCAGAAGACCUUCUGCAUGAACCUGUCGGCGCCAUUCCUGUGCCAGUUCUUCAAGGACCCCAUGUUGCAGCUCAUGCCUUAUGUUGACUAUGUCUUCGGAAAUGAAAAUGAAGUAGAAGAAUUUGCCAAAGCAAACGAAUUUGGUACUCUGGAUCACAAGGAAAUUGCCCUGAAAAUAGCCAGUCUUCCGAAGGAGGGCAGUCGGCCCCGCACUGUCAUCAUCACUGAAGGGGAGCUGCCUGCUAUAGUUGCACGCGAUGGAACAAUUACUGAGUUUAAAGCUACCAUUGUACCAGCCGAUAAAAUAGUUGACACAAACGGUGCUGGAGAUGCAUUUGUUGGAGGGUUCCUAUCUCAACUUGUGAAGGGGAAGCCUUUAGAAGAGUGUAUGCGCUGCGCCCACUGGUCAGGGCAGUUCAUUAUACAGCAGUCGGGGUGCACGUUCCCCAAGACACCCUCAUAUCAGUGAAACCAUGUCAUUCCCUAAUCACUGUACAGAUAAUUACUCUUGAUGAAGGCAAUAUCGGAAAACUGGAGGACCUGACCUCUAGAGGUGUCUGACCCAGACUGAUGGCUGGGGUCUGCUCAGACCAGUGAGGGGUCGGGUCUGAAGGUCUUUUCAUUACUUUAUUAUCAUCAAUCCAUUAAUACUGAUCAUGUGACAAGUCAAUAAUCCAGGUCCAUAUCAGUGACACGAUUUACAGUUGUACAUUCAAAUGUAUCGUUUCAUCAUGUGGUACAUAUGUACAUGUAUAACAAUAUACAACGUUACACACUGCAUGGGAGACUUGGUAUCCAAGUUCCACUUAAUUACUUUGCACUGUAGCCUGAUGGCUGUUUGAGGGUGGGUUUCACUGACUACAGCAACUGAGAUGCUCUAUCAUUAGCACAAGACUGAUCUGAUUUUACUGUGAAACAUAACGUAAAACCACAAUGAAAUAAUGCUUGGGGUAAAAUAUUUUGUAUUUGUAAACAAUGACAACACAGAAUCAUUGUUGAUCCCAGUAUGUUAAAUUGAAAGCAGAAUAAAAUUUGCUGAUGUGAUAAAAUUGUCUAACCCAUCCGCGAUGUAGUCAAGUAUAGAUUUUCCCGCCUGAGAACUGACAACCUCGAUCAGGGCCCUCUGUAUCUUGAUAGGAUGUCUGGAUGGUGAUAGGGCCGGAAUGCUGUACACAAGGCUCACGAUUUGUGUAUUGUGAAACUGUUUGGAUGAUGCACAAGUCAGUAUACAUCAUUUCAGGUAGACAUGUCACUGGAAAACCAAAUCUGUGUGGGAUUAAUUUCAGUCCCUGUAUUUUUAUUCAAGUUUUUCACAGCACAUUCUGUGUCUAUGCAAACUCUAUGUAUAACAAUCUGGUAGGUAGUUAUUACCCAAGUUUGCAGCAGGAUAGGUCAGAAAGUCAGGCGAAUAUCUGAAGCUUAUCAUGAUACAGACACAAUAGAACAAUGAAAAAUAUGUCUCACGUAAACAAAUAUAAUUUCAACAUUACAUGUUUUGGGGUGAAAAUAUUAAUCAUAUUUCAAAAAGAAAAAUGCUUUAAAGCACUAAAAGUUACCUUUCAGCUUAAAGUUCUAUUAAUAGAUGAACCAAGAUGAUGGUUAAAAUGUGUGGUAUUCAUGAACUGUCACUCCCUACCUGUUGCACAAAGAUGGUUCAGUCAUACACCUCCAGACCAUUACUGAUAAUGGACUCAAGGGCAUGAGGCAAAGAUCCGAUUGACUUUGGUUAAACAUUUAUUGUGAUGUCAUACUGAAUAUCUAUCCUUAGUUUUUCAGGCUCUCAGACAGGUAGUUCAAAACAGAAAGUGUGUAUAGUCAGUAUGUCUCUUGUGAGUAUUUUACAAUCUACGACUGAAACAUGAGAUCUGCAAGCAGCUGGCUACAUAUCUGUCAAGGUUUAUUGUGGGACUUGCUACAUGUCACAUGUAUCUUUCUUGUUUACAAUUAUGUAUUUGGAAUUUCAGCAGUAUUUUAGCUGAGGUACUGAGAAGUUUGAUUAUUUUUACAUUGAUAUCAGUAAUAAAAUGAGGAACUGAUAAAAGGUCUGUUAUUAAAUACUAGAGCUUUCCUUUCUCGGGUCAUGUUUGUUUGAAAUGCCUGCUGCUUGAAUGAGUUUCACAUAUUUUGGUUUACCAUUUUUCACAAUGUCAACCUAUGCAUAUUUGCAAGACAUUCAGUCAUUUCUUGCUGUGUCAGAUGUCAUAUGUGCAUAAAUGAUGAUAACAA
Messenger RNA from Haliotis rubra (blacklip abalone), 2892 nucleotides. Its product is annotated as adenosine kinase-like. NCBI's taxonomy places the organism in Eukaryota, Metazoa, Mollusca, Gastropoda, Lepetellida, Haliotidae. The record is from RefSeq and is a predicted model, not a curated record. Gene Ontology annotation, molecular function: adenosine kinase activity. The coding region runs from base 29 to 1135 and encodes 368 amino acids. Gene Ontology annotation, biological process: purine ribonucleoside salvage. Gene Ontology annotation, cellular component: nucleus; cytosol. The transcript has 11 exons.